UGGCUACACAAUGGCAGACGCUGUGGCUGUGAGUAAGAUGAUGCAGGGACCGGGAUUGAACAGGAUGAUUCAAGUGCCCGGUGCGGGGGAAGAGGCCAAGAAAAAGACACAAAACAGGAGAAGAUGUGCAGACCAUCGUUGACACCAAUAACAGGUGGAAUGAGAAAAGAAGAUAGAAGAGAGAGAGAGAGAGAGAAAAUGAAUGGAUGACGGAGGGAGAGACAGACAAGACGGGAAGUGUGCCUGACCCCAAAGCACCUGCCUGAUCGGGACUGGUAUGCACGGGACCUCCUCUCCACCACAUCUUGGAUCUCCACUUGAGACAACAAACUGGCACAGACUGAAUACCUGGAAGGUAUACAGGCGUAUUAUCCGGUCCGCUCAAGAUGCUGCGACUGAGCAAGUUUUGAAGCAGAUAAUCCUCUCCAGACAUUGCCAGCUUCCACUGUAUGGAGAGAAAUAUGAACCGAUCGUACCGACUCAACAGAUGUCACACAGUAUUGACGGUGAUAAGAAGAUCCCUCCCAAGCGGUCAAUGGGUGGAGUUCACUGCAAGGGUGAUCGAGCAGCAGCAGCAGCAGCAGCACAGACAUACCUGAAGAAUGCCCAGCAAGGGUGGUCUACAAGAAGUCGAGAUCCUCUUCAGUUCCAUCGAUCUACCUGCUCCCGUAUUGACAAUUGGCCGCUUGUCAGCCAUACAGAGUUCAAUCAACAUAAGCUACUACAACUCUCCGACGAGGCUAAGUUUACCAUAACCCGAGUAGCAUGCGUUAGGUCAUUCAUUUUCUCAUGUCGUACUUUUCGACUCUGUAUGUACAAAUAAUGGGAACAAUCGCCCCGUGCAAGGGGACAAAUCAGGCACAUGAAGUACAUAAGAAAUAAGCAUCAACCGAUCCGAGGUUCACAGAAUUUCGAACCCGGUACAUAAGAGCCCGCGAACGCCAAGCGCCCAUUUCCCUUU
This is a messenger RNA of Aspergillus vadensis CBS 113365, 961 nucleotides long. RefSeq lists its product as uncharacterized. Bases 278 to 823 code for a protein of 181 amino acids. The record is from RefSeq and is a predicted model, not a curated record. Lineage: Eukaryota; Fungi; Ascomycota; Eurotiomycetes; Eurotiales; Aspergillaceae. The transcript has 2 exons.